Striga asiatica is the source of this 885-nucleotide messenger RNA. NCBI's taxonomy places the organism in Eukaryota, Viridiplantae, Streptophyta, Magnoliopsida, Lamiales, Orobanchaceae. The record is from the annotation of a GenBank genome assembly.
AAGCACGGCAUUCCGUAACCCUCUAAUGUAGAAAGUAGAUAUUUGUAUGCGAACGCAAAACCCACCCAGCCGCGGUAGCUGAUUGUGGCGGCAGGAUGUGUAGCUUCUUCAGCAUGUCAUCCUCUUCUGUUCACUUCCGUCCAACUCCAUUUCUCUCAUCUCCUCAUCUCUUUACCGCUCUUCCAAAUCCCCAAUUCACGACUACAGAGUCCAAAUUGGAAUCGUCCUCUUCGAGUUCUUCUUUGGAAUCUUCUACAUCUUCUUUUGUCAAUGACGAUGUUGAUGACGCAGGCAUCACAGCUUACAAAUGGUGUGCGGCUCUUGGAGGAAUUGGGUUCCUUGAGACAGCAUAUUUGACUUACCUUAAGCUCACGGAUUCGGAUGCCUUCUGCCCAAUGGGAGGAGGAUCUUGCACUACCAUCCUCACAAGCGCCUAUUCAUCCAUUUUUGGCAUUCCUCUUCCAUUAUUUGGCAUGGUUGCGUAUGGUUUAGUCGCAACUCUUGGUUUACAACUGGAUGCAAAGAACAGGCUAUUCGGUGCUAAGAAAACAGUUGGUGAAAUUGUUUUAAUUGGAAUAACAACCGCUAUGGCAGUUGCUAGUGCAUAUUUCUUAUAUAUUCUCAGAACUGAAUUUGGUGGGGAGUUGUGUUUAUAUUGUUUGGCAUCAGCCGUGCUAUCCUUCAGCCUAUUUUUCAUCACCCUAAAGAAAUUUGGGAUAAAUGAACUUCAAAGAAUCUUGGGCUUACAGCUUGUCAUCACUGGCGCUGUGGUUAUUGCAUUGACUGCAUCUUAUAAUGGCACCGAAUCAAUCUCCAGGUAAUGAAAUACUCUAGUGAUAUAAAUAGGCAAUGUAAAAUAUAUUGAGGUCCUACAGAAUGCAAUUG